Messenger RNA from Perognathus longimembris pacificus (Pacific pocket mouse), 3783 nucleotides. It is a transcript of the gene Cep97, whose product is annotated as centrosomal protein 97. NCBI's taxonomy places the organism in Eukaryota, Metazoa, Chordata, Mammalia, Rodentia, Heteromyidae. The coding region runs from base 65 to 2635 and encodes 856 amino acids. Gene Ontology annotation, molecular function: protein binding. The record is from RefSeq and is a predicted model, not a curated record. The transcript has 11 exons.
CAGACUACAAGCUCCACUGAGCGGCUCGAGGACGGUUGCCUGGUGUUACCAGCGAGCCGCAAGUAUGGCGGCGGCGCGCGCCGACGGGACUUUGCCUCCGGGAGAAGGAUCAGUAGUCAAUUGGUCAGGACAAGGACUACAGAAAUUAGGUCCAAACUUACCCUGUGAAGCUGAUGUUCACACACUGAUUCUGGAUAAAAAUCAGAUUAUAAAAUUGGAAAACCUAGAGAAAUGCAAACAAUUAAUACAGUUGUCAGUGGCUAAUAAUCGGCUGGUUCGGAUGAUGGGAGUGGCCAAACUGACUCAACUCCGAGUAUUAAAUUUACCUCAUAACAGCAUUGGCUAUGUGGAAGGGCUAAAGGAACUAGUACAUUUGGAAUGGCUGAAUUUGGCAGGAAAUAAUCUUAAGGCCAUGGAACAAAUGAACAGUUGCACUGCUCUUCAACACCUCGAUUUAUCAGACAAUAACAUACCCCAGAUAGGUGACUUAUCUAAAUUGAUAUCCCUGAAGACACUGCUUUUACAUGGAAAUAUCAUCACCUCUGUUAGAACGGCACCUGCUUAUCUACCCAGAAGUCUUGCUAUACUUUCUUUGGCAGAAAAUGAAAUUCGGGACUUAAAUGAGAUCUCUUAUUUGGCAUCCCUUACUGAAUUGGAACAGUUGUCAAUCAUGAACAAUCCUUGUGUGAUGGCAACACCUUCUAUUCCAGGGUUUGACUACCGGCCGUAUAUCGUCAGCUGGUGUUUAAAUCUCAGAGUCCUUGAUGGAUAUGUGAUUUCUCAGAAGGAAAGUUUGAAAGCUGAAUGGCUCUAUAGUCAAGGAAAGGGGAGGGCCUAUCGGCCUGGCCAGCACAUUCAGCUUGUCCAGUAUCUGGCUACCAUCUGUCCUCUCACUUCUACACUGGGUCUUCAAACUGCAGAAGAUGCCAAACUAGAGAAGAUUCUGAGUAAACAGAGGUUUCACCAAAGACAGUUGAUGAACCAAAGCCAAAAUGAAGAGUUUGCUCCUAUUGAAAUAAGGGCACCCCUUUCACCUGAGCAUUCAAGCCCUGUUCAAGAUUGCCAGGGAGUCCAGGAAAAUGAACCUGUCAUCCAAGUCAAUUCUUGGGUUGGAUUAAGCAGUAAUGAGGAUCAGUUAUAUGCUGUUAUGAAUAACUUUCCACCCUCUGCACAUACUACAAGGUAUUCUCGAAAUGACUUGCAUCUAGAAGAUAUACAGACAGAUGAGGACAAGUUAAACUGUAGUCUUCUUUCUUCAGAGUCUACUUUCAUGCCUGUUGCUUCAGGAUUGUCUCCAGUGUCACCCACAGUGGAGCUGAGGCUACAGGGCAUUAACCUGAGCCUGGAAGAUGAUGGUGUUGCAGAUAAAUCUGUGAGAGGACUGGAAAAUCAGGACAUGAAUAAGGAAGAGUUAAAGGCUUUAUGGGGUACAAAUGAGAGUUGUGUCCAAAUGUUGAAAAGUAAGGUCUGUACAGAAGUCCAUGAGAAAGCUGGGAUAAUACCUUGUCAUGAGGCAGUGAUAGUCAGUGCAGUCUUGAAGGAUGCUGACCAUCAUCUUACAUCUCUUCCGGAACCAGCUAGCUGUAGUGUCUCACAUACAGAACCAGGGAGUGAUGAAACUGUGUCUCAAAUAGCUUUAGAGGAACUUCCCUGCAGAAUUUUAACCAAGACUUCUAUUGCUUUGGGACAAGAUAAUAUUGCUCUUCAGAAACUGAAUGAAGCAGCUACUAAGCUUCAGGCCUGUUGGCGAGGGUUUUAUGCCAGGAACUACAACCCUCAAGCCAAAGAGGUGCGCUAUGAAAUACGACUGCGCAGAAUGCAGGAGCACAUUGUCUGUUUAACUGAUGAAGUACGGAGAUUAAGAAAAGAAAGAGAUGAAGAACGUGUUAAAAAGUUUGUACAAGAAGAGGCUGUGAGAUUCCUUUGGAACCAGGUAAGAUCUUUACAAGCUUGGCAGGAGACAGUAAACCAGCGACUAAUUUCCUGGAAUAAGGAUGUUCCUCCUAUAUCAAGUACUCUGGUGCCAUCUGAACCUCCACUAGUCAUCCAAAGUCAGAACCUCUCUUUUGAUCAAAAUUCUGAUUGGUUCAUUGCUCAGGACCAAGUUCAAGAAAAAUCCGUACCUGAACUUCCAGAUUCUGGUUUUCAUUCUUCCCUCACUGAACAAGUUCACUGUUUGCAAGAUUCUUUGGAUUAUGAAAAAAGUUCCACCGAAGAUAGUGAAAGUUCCCUAGUGGGGAAUUCCAUUGACACUGUGAAAUACGGCAAAGAGCCAGAUUUAGGGGAUGUUAAUGAAGAACAUGGUGACUGGAGUAGGGAAAGCUCCAACACUGAGCAGGAUAAUAAUCUGCUUGAGCAAUAUUUAACUUCAGUUCAACAGCUAGAAGAUGCUGAGGAGAGGACAGAUUUUGAUGAAGGGUCAGGAGAGAGUAAGCUUCACAUAGCUCCCUCCCCAGGCAAGUUAGAUGCUUUGUCUGACAGUGCUUCUGUAGAUGAAACCCAAAACGGAUUUCCCGCUUCACAAGAUGAAGUCAGCCAGACACCAGAGAAUUGUAAAUUAAAUGUAGAAAUUCAGGGGCAGCAGGCAGAAUGUGAUUCCACAUUUCAGAUAUUGCAUGUUGGUGUUAUUGUAUAGUAUGUCUGUUUUGGGGUGAAACAGAAAUGGACUUAAAUUUUUCUAAGAAUGUUUUCAGUUGCCUUUCUUCUUUUUAAAGGGGAAUACCACUUCCCUAUUUUGUUACUAUUUAUAUAAAAUGGAUAUUCUUGCCUAAUAUUUUUCUGAUUCUAGAUAUUGAGUUUUUAUUUUGAUUUUGUUAGCUUUUUGGCUAUAAUGUAUUAAAAUAUUUAUACUGAAAGCCAUAUGCACUUUAUUUCUUAAUGCAUCAACAAUGUUCUUUUAUGUACUUCUUUCCUUUCAAAAAGUUUCCUAAGAAAGUAGGAAAAAUUACAUUAAUAACACAAACUAGGAGAAUUUUGGUUCUUCUGAGAAAAUUAUGUACUAAGAAUUGCAGUUGAUUAAAAUGAAUAUAAAUGACAAUUUUGAACUAUUGAAAUUUUCCAGAGUUUCCUUGAAAUGGAAACAUAUUAAAAUUUUUUUUCCUUCUCUCUGAGUCAAGGGAAACUUAUGUAAGUAAGUUUAGGAAGAAAAAUUGAGAUUAUAGAAUUUUUUUUUUAAGUGUAUUUGUGCUGGCUGUUGAAUCCAGGGAUUUGAGCAUGCUAAGCAUGUACUCUAUUGAGCUAUCCACUCAGCCUGUAGUUGAUCAGACUUUUAGUUAUUAAUUAUUCUUAGGCUGAUUGAAUUGUUUUAUAGAAAACUUAGCAAGUUUUAUCAAAAAGUUUUAAUGCAUGAAUAAAGUAUUCCAUCCAAGAUUAAAAUCAAGCGUACUUAAGCAAUGUAAGAAUCUCUCUUUGAUAUGAAGAGAGGAGAUGCUAGGCUCCAUUCACUUGAAAUAAUGCUGAGGCCAAAUGUUUUAUCUUUUGAUUAAGUGCUUUUUUAUCCUACAGGCAAGCACUUAUGUGCCAAUAUAUGACUAGACAUGAACGUAUAUCUAUCUCCUCUGUUCCUGGUUAUAUUUCCAUAUAUAUGUAUUUGCAGAAGGUCCAAAGUCCGAGAUCAUUUGCAGUUUUUUUUCCCCCUCAACCUUGGGAAUUCAACUCAGGGCCUUGUGCAUGCCAGGCAAGUGUUCUACCGCUGAGCUACAUUGCCAGCCCUCACUUCUAACCUUUGACCCAUAGUGAAGAACAUUUAAAACAAAUACUAGUGGUAGAGGAGGAGUAAUUUUU